GGGACCUGGGCCUGGAACAACUGCUGACUAAUUCGCGGGCGGCGAGGGAGGGGGUGGCGCGCCGGGCGGUCGGCCGGGGGUCACGCGUUCGAAUGCAAGCAGAAUGGUUUUAGGGUGCUCGGGCCUCGGCGGGAAGCUACAGUCCCUAUUCCCAGCCGGGCGCCCCGCCCGGCUCUUGGCGGGCGGGGGGCGCGCUCCGCAAAGGGGAAACUGAGGCCCAAGGAAUUUGGGUACUUUUCCUAGUCACAAAGCUGAGUCCGACCCACACCUUGGGACCCCCACUCUCUCCAUCACCCGGAAGACUCUUCCGGGUCCUUGCCUUCCCAUUCUGUCCUACGGCUUCCCAAUAAGGGCAGGAUUUUCUUAAUCCCCAUUUUACAGAAGAGGAAGGAGAGGCUCAGAGGUUGGACAGCUUGCCCAGGGAUGCACCACAGGAGGAAGCGGAUGCUGGAACGUUCCUGUGGAAAGGGGGGCUAGGGCCAGAGGGGCUGUGCUGGGGCUCUGUGGAAGCACACAGCCCCAAGACUGCCCUUGACCACCUUUAGCCAAGCCAUGUAUGACAGAAGCUCCCCUGGCUUACUGUCCCCAGCACUGCCUCUUGCCUCCUCAGUCCUGAUGCUGCUAAUGAGCUGUCUGUGGCUGGUGGGGGCCGGCCCCAGCCUUGCCCUGGCUCCGGAGCUGCUGCUGGACCCCUGGCAGGCACACAGGCUGCUGACCCAUGCUGUGGGCCACACGGCCCUACCUAGCCUGCUGUUGAGUCUGUUGCUCCUGCCCACGCUGGGCUGGUGGCAGGAGUGCCACCUGGGCACGCUGCGGUUCCUGCAUGCCUCCAUCCUGCUCGCCCUGGCUGCUGGGCUAAUGGCUGUGCUGCUGGCAGGCCUCGGGGUGUCCAGUGCAGCUGGUGGCUGCGGGUACAUGCCUGUCCAUCUGGCCAUGCUGGCAGGGCAGGGUCACCACCCUAGAUGGCCCCAUGGGGCACUGCCGCCAUGGCUAUCGCCAUGGCUACUGCUCAUCCUGACACCACUGCUCACUUCUGAGCCACCCUUCCUGCAUCUCCUCUGUGGUCUCCUUGCUGGCCUGGCCUACGCAGCUGGGGCCUUCCAGUGGCUGGAGCUCUCCGAGCGGCGGCUGCAGGUGCUGCAGGAGGGCUUCUUGUGCAGGGUCUUGGCGGAGUGCUGGCCACUCAGGCUCCUUCCCACCCCAGGCAGCGUGGCUGAGCUGCCUUUCACCCUUCCUGGAGUGAGGCUUUCCACCCCUGGGCCUCCUCACAUGGCUUCCUCCAGGCUUUGGUCCCACAGCGAAGACUCAGCCUUGUUUCCGCCAGGCCUGGGGCCUAUGCAGCCGGCGUGGGACGGCUCCUCAGAGGCCGGCCUGGCCUGGACCGGGCCCAGCUUCCCCACAGGGACCCCGCUGUGGGCAGCCCUAGAUGAGCAGAUGCUGCAGGAAGGGAUCCAGGCCUCGCUCCUUGAGGGGCAAGCCCAGGUUCCCAAGAGCUCACUGUGGCUGCCUAAGUCUUCUGUCUCCUCUCUACGGCUGCAGCAGCUGGAGCGCAUGGGCUUCCCCACGGAGCAGGCAGUGGUGGCACUAGCAGCCACAGGUCGCGUUGAGGGUGCCGUAUCACUGCUGGUCGGUGGGGAGGUGGGCACUGAGGCCCUGGUGACCGAGGGGAGGGGUGGGCCCGCUCACCCCGAGGGUCCUGGGCCCCCCUAGCACAGGUCGGCCCUCAGGUGACAAGAGGUGUGGCUUAUGUGUUCAGUAGUCCGAGUCCCAGCGUGCCAAGUCACAGUGGGUGCAGGAGAGGCCCCUACAGCACCCUGUACUGGUGCUGCUCAGAAUAAAACCAGUUCACUUUUCA
Molecule: messenger RNA, 1855 nt
Organism: Phyllostomus hastatus (greater spear-nosed bat)
Lineage: Eukaryota; Metazoa; Chordata; Mammalia; Chiroptera; Phyllostomidae
Gene: RHBDD3
Product: rhomboid domain containing 3
Exons: 8
Coding region: 553-1710 (385 amino acids)
Cellular component (GO): membrane
Molecular function (GO): serine-type endopeptidase activity; protein binding
Source: RefSeq, a predicted model, not a curated record